Molecule: messenger RNA, 416 nt
Organism: Drosophila melanogaster (fruit fly)
Lineage: Eukaryota; Metazoa; Arthropoda; Insecta; Diptera; Drosophilidae
Exons: 1
Coding region: 25-264 (79 amino acids)
Source: RefSeq, marked reviewed
CUAGUAAUUCUAAUGUAAAAUAGAAUGGCCAAUCAAAGCAAAACCAUUUGGCUUCUAUCCUCAAAUCUACCUAAACUGCGGUGCCAUGUGAGAACGGAUCAACCUUUGGCCGCACUUCUUAGGCAAAAAUAUGCCCAGGCAUUUGGAGUUGCUACUGAGUCUCUGAUCCUGGCCUUCGAUGGUGAGAAAAUCCAGGAGGAGGACACAUUUGACUCCUUGGCCAUGGAGGAUAAUGACAUCGUCGAUGUUGUAGAAGAAUGUUAGUGCUCGAAGACCAUGAAGCCAAGUUAAUAGAGGCAGUGAACUGCGAGAGGUUAGCAGGCGACAUUGUACACUGAAAAUAUUAGAUAAAAAUUGUAAAAUAGAAACCCAUCGCAAAUAUAUGCAUAGACUUGGUAAUAUUUUGUCUAAAUUUU